AUGAGCUCACUCUCGCUCAAAUUCGUCUCCUCGUCCCUGGGCGUCAUCGCCGCGUCCAAGGAUGCCCACCACAAUGCCGCCCUCGGUGAUGCCGUCAAAAAUGCACUCGACGCCAUCAAGGCCGCCGAUCCCGAGUUGCCCGACCCCGAGAUCGUCUUCGCUCCGCUGCAGCUGGCCACGCGGUCCGGCAAUAUUGCUCUGGCCACCAGCGCGCUCGACUGCAUCGGCAAACUCAUCUCCUACUCGUGCUUCUCCAUCCCACCACCUCCGUCGUCAUCGUCCGAGCAGGGCUCGCAGGCCUCCGACCAUCCGCCUCAGCCGCCCAAACCGCCAGCUGCUCCUUUGAUCGAGCGCUCCAUCGAUACCAUCUGCGACUGCUUCCAGGGCGAGACUACACCGGUCGAGAUCCAGCUGCAGAUUGUCAAGUCGCUGUUGGCUGCCGUCCUCAACGACAAGAUCGUCGUGCACGGCGCCGGCCUGCUCAAGGCCAUCCGCCAGGUCUACAACGUCUUCCUGCUGUCGCGCAACACGGCCAACCAGCACGUUGCCCAGGGCACCCUGACCCAGAUGGUCGGCACCGUCUUUGAGCGCGUCAAGACCCGCCUGCACAUGAAGGAGACCCGUCUGGGCCUGGCGAAGCUGAAGCAGAACGGCAGCAACGCCACCUUUGAGCAGGCCGAAUUGUCCACCAACGGCGCCGGUACCGACAGCAGUCGCAGCGGUGCCGGCAGUGCGGACGGUGACGACAACGGCGAGGCUGAUGGCGAGGACGAUGACCAUCGGCUUCCGCAGCUGCCGACGGCCGAAGUCGACGAGGCUAGCGAUGCUGCGGCCAAGCUGACGCUCAAGGACCUCGAACACCGCAAGAGCUUCGACGACUCCAAUCUGGGCGAUGGACCGACCAUGGUCACCCAUCUGAAGCAUCCACCAGUGCCGUCUGCCCGCUCUGUGUCUGAGCAGGCCGCACCCGACAGUCCCCACGGCGACUCGCCUGAGUCGCUCGACGCCGAGGACGAGGUCUACGUCCGCGACGCCUACCUCGUCUUCCGCUCUUUCUGCAACCUCUCGACAAAGGUGCUGCCACCCGAUCAGCUGUACGAUCUGCGCGGCCAGCCGAUGCGGUCCAAGCUGAUCUCGCUGCACCUGAUCCACACGCUGCUCAACAACAACAUCGCCGUCUUCAUGUCGCCGCUCUGCACCAUCACCAACACCAAGAACAAUGAGCCGACUAGCUUCCUGCAGGCCGUCAAGUUCUAUCUCUGCCUCAGCAUCACACGCAACGGCGCCAGCUCUGUCGACCGCGUCUUCGAGGUCUGCUCCGAGAUCUUCUGGCUGAUGUUCAAGUUCAUGCGGCCGCCCUUUAAGAAGGAGAUUGAGCUGUAUUUUGUCGGCAUCCUUAACCGGCUCUGCGCCGAUCCACGCGCCCUUGUCGAGACGUACCUCAACUACGACUGUGACCGCAACGUCGACAACAUCUUCCAGACCAUUGUCGAGUACCUGGCCAAGUUUGUCAUCACGCCCGUGUACGUCGCGCCCGAGCUCGAGCGCGGCUACGAGGAGAAGCACGGCACGACCAGCGGCAGCGACUGGCAGCUCAAGACCACUAUGCCGCCGCCGCUGACCGUCAACCAGAUCGUGCCGCACCAUGAGCCCGAGAGCGAGUUCCCCAAGGAGUACGUGCUGAAGCGCGUCGCGCUCGACUCGCUCGUCGAGUCGCUGCACUCCAUGGUCAACUGGUCGCAGGCCGGCCGGCCUGACCGCAGCAGCGCCUCGGCGGCCGACGUCGAGAAGCGCUCGUCGACCGAGGACAUGCGCGAGUCCAUCGACCCAUUGGCCAGCGACAGUGUCUCGCGCGUGGACGCGUCGCCCAUCCCACCAUCCACACCCGUUGUCGACGAUGACCCGGAGCACUUGGAGAAGGAAAAGGCCCGCAAGACUGCCCUGGCUGCGGCUGUGCGGGCGUUCAACUUCAAGCCCAAGAAGGGUAUCAAGAUGCUGAUCGAGCAGGGCUUCAUCCCCAGCGACUCGCCCGCCGACAUUGCCCGCUUUCUGAUCCGCGACGAGCGCCUUGACAAGGCGCAGGUCGGCGAGUAUCUCGGCGAGGGCGACGCCAAGAACAUUGAGAUCAUGCACGCCUUUGUCGAUACCAUGGACUUUAGCAAGCGCCGCUUUGUUGAGUCGCUGCGCCAGUUCUUGCAGUCGUUCCGGCUGCCGGGCGAGGCCCAGAAGAUCGAUCGGUUCAUGCUCAAAUUUGCCGAGCGCUACAACGACGGCAACCCGAACGCAUUUGCCAACGCGGACACGGCGUACGUGCUCGCAUACUCGGUCAUCCUGCUCAACACGGACCUGCACAGCAACAAUGUGACUAAGCGGAUGAGUAAGCCGGAUUUUAUUCGCAACAACCGCGGCAUCAAUGACAACGCCGACCUGCCGGAGGAGUACCUGCUGGGCAUCUAUGACGAGAUCGCGUCCAACGAGAUUGUGCUCAACAGUGAGCGGGCGACGGCGGCGGCAGCUGGCGCGCUGCCAUCGCAGCCGACGGGCCUGGCAGCGGCCUUUUCCAACGUCGGCCGCGACCUGCAGCGCGAGGCGUAUGUGCAACAGUCAGAGGAGAUGGCGCUGCGGUCGGAGCAACUGUUCAAGAACCUGUACCGCAGCCAGCGGCGCAACACAGCCAAGACGGGCAUCAAGUUCAUGCCGGCGACGUCGUUUAAGCACAUCGGUCCCAUGUUUGACGUCACCUGGAUGUCGUACUUCUCCGCCUUUUCGAGCCAGAUGCAGAACGCGCACAACCUGGAGCUGAACCGGCUCUGCCUCGAAGGCAUGAAGCUGGCGGUCAAGAUUGCGUGUCUGUUUGAGCUGGCGACACCGCGCGAGGCCUUCAUCUCGGCGCUUCGCAACGCGGCCAACCUGAACAACGUGCAGGAGAUGUACGCCAAGAACGUCGAGGCGCUGCGGGUGCUGCUGGAGCUGGGCCACACCGAGGGCAACUACCUGCGCGAGUCGUGGAAGGACAUCCUGAUGUCGGUCAGCCAGCUGGAGCGGCUGCAGCUGAUGGCCGGCGGCAUCGACGGCAGUUCGGUGCCAGACGUGUCCAAGGCGCGCUUUGUGCCACCUUCGAGCGCAAGCGCUCGCGAGAGCAGCAGCACUACUAGCGGGAUGGACCAGCAGCGGCGGUCGAUGCAGCGGCGGUCGCGGGCGAUGACCACGGGGCCCAGCGGGUUCUCGUCGGCGGACGUGGCGUUUGAGCUGACGUCGGACGAGACGCUCAAGAGCAUGGACCGGAUCUUCACCAACACGGCGAAUCUGCACGGUGACGCUAUCGUGCAGUUUGCCCGAGCACUGACCGAGGUCAGCUGGGAUGAGAUCAAGGUGUCGGGAUCCAACGAAAAUCCGCGCAUGUACAGCCUGCAGAAGAUUGUGGAGAUCAGCUACUACAACAUGACGCGGGUUCGUUUCGAGUGGACCAACAUCUGGGACGUGCUGGCUGACCACUUCAACAAGGUGGGCUGCCACGGCAACGAGGCGAUUGUGUUCUUCGCGCUGGAUUCGCUGCGGCAGCUAUCGAUGCGCUUCAUGGAGAUCGAGGAGCUGCCGGGCUUCAAGUUCCAAAAGGACUUUCUGAAGCCAUUUGAGCACGUCAUGUCCAACUCGAGCAACAUCCACGUCAAGGACAUGGCGCUGCGCUGUCUGAUCCAGAUGAUCCAGGCGCGCGGCGGCAAUAUCCGGUCGGGCUGGCGGACCAUGUUUGGGGCCUUUACGGUGGCGGCACGGGAUCCGGCAGAAAGCAUCGUGAACAUGGCAUUUGAGAACGUGACGCAGGUGUACCGGACGCGCUUCGGCGUGGUGAUCCAGCAGGGCGCGUUCACGGACCUGAUCGUGUGUCUGACCGAGUUUUCCAAGAACAUCCGGUUCCAGAAGAAGAGCCUGCAGGCGAUGGAGACGCUCAAGUCAGUGAUCCCGACGAUGCUGAAAACGCCCGAGUGCCCACUGUCGCAGCAGAAGAAGAAGGCCAAGACGAACGGCAGCAGCAGCGGCAGCAACGGCACGACCGGACCGGCGGCUGGUAGCGAGGGGGUCGUUCCAACAGUGACGGUGGUGCAGAACCGGACAUCGGUCGAGGAGGGCUACUGGUUCCCGGUGCUGUUUGCGUUCCACGACGUGCUGAUGACAGGCGAAGACCUGGAGGUGCGGUCCAACGCGCUCAACUACUUCUUCGAGACGUUGCUGCGAUACGGCGGCGGGUUCCCGCCCGACUUCUGGGACAUCCUUUGGCGACAGCAGCUGUACCCCAUCUUCAUGGUGUUGCGGUCGCGGCCGGAGAUGUCGAACGUGCUGAACCACGAGGAGCUGUCGGUGUGGCUGUCGACGACGAUGAUCCAGGCGCUGCGCAACAUGAUCACGCUCUUCACGCACUACUUUGACGCGCUGGAGUAUAUGUUGGACCGAUUCCUAGAGCUGCUGGCGCUCUGCAUCCUGCAGGAGAACGACACCAUUGCGCGCAUCGGCAGCAACUGUCUGCAGCAGCUGAUCCUGCAGAACGUCGCCAAGUUCUCGCCGGCGCACUGGUCCAAGAUCGUCGGUGCCUUCUGCGAGCUGUUUGAGCGCACGACGGCGUACCAACUCUUCUCGGCCACCACGGCGGCCGGCGCUGGUUCGGCGGCCGCUGCAUCGGCAUCGCUGUCGGCCGCGCCGGGUGCGCUAGAGCUAGGGUAUCCGUUGAGUCCGGUGCCGCCAGGGGUGGCGUCCUCGUUUGGCGAUGACAAGGGGCUGGGCCUCAACGGGGAAAGCAGUGUUGGCGGUGGGGGUCUAUCGGCGAGAGCAGACUCAGACACGGCAUCAAUGUUAUCGGUGGUGCCGACAGAGGCGACGACAGAAGAAGAUGUGCAGCGGACACCGACGUCGGCCACGACGGCCACGACAGCCACGACAGCCACGACAGCCACGACAGCCACGACAGCCACAACAGCCACAACAGCAACAGCCCCGCUAGAGGACUACCGGCCAUCGAGCAACCUGCAGCAGCAGCCGGUUGUGGUAACGGCGGCACGGCGGCGGUUUUUCAACCGGAUCAUCUCGCGUUGCGUGCUGCAGCUGUUGAUGAUCGAGACGGUCAACGAGCUGUUUGGAAACGAGGCGGUAUACCGACAGAUUCCGUCGGUGGAGCUGCUGCGGCUGAUGGGGCUGCUGAAGAAGUCGUUUUUGUUCGCGCGGCGCUUCAACACGGACAAGGAGCUGCGGAUGCGGCUGUGGCGCGAGGGCUUCAUGAAGCAGCCGCCGAACCUGUUGAAGCAGGAGUCUGGCUCGGCGGCCACGUAUGUGGCGAUCCUGUUCAAGAUGUAUGCCGACGGGGCGCCAGAGCGACAAGCGACGCGGGCCGACGUGGAGAAGGCGCUGGUGCCGCUCUGCAAGGACAUCAUGCACGGCUACCUUGCGCUCGAGGACGAGAGCCAGCACCGGAACAUCAUGGCGUGGCGGCCGGUUGUCGUCGACGUGCUCGAGGGUUUUGCGCUGUUCCCCGAGCCGGCCUUCACGGCCCACACGCGCGACUUUUAUCCAGCCGUGGUGGCGCUGCUGGCCAAGGAGCUGAGCGGUGAGCUGCGCGCGGCCAUCAUCCAGGUGCUUCGCCGUGUCGGAGAGGUUGGGCUCGGCAUCGACGGCCUCGCGUCCGCGCCCGACGGCUUCUUUUUCGGUGGCCAGCGCCGCGACAGUUUGCUGAGCGCGGCCAGCGCCGAGGGCGGCGUCGGUGGCGGCGUUGGUGGCGGCAGCUCGGUCGACGACGAGGGCGGCGAUGCCAGCACAAAACUGAUGGGCCGGCGGAUGCACUCGCCGCCUGUUUCGGGGGGGCUGAAGUAG
Messenger RNA from Grosmannia clavigera kw1407, 5856 nucleotides. Its product is annotated as guanyl-nucleotide exchange factor. Gene Ontology annotation, biological process: regulation of ARF protein signal transduction. Bases 1 to 5856 code for a protein of 1951 amino acids. Gene Ontology annotation, molecular function: guanyl-nucleotide exchange factor activity. The transcript has 2 exons. The record is from RefSeq and is a predicted model, not a curated record. Lineage: Eukaryota; Fungi; Ascomycota; Sordariomycetes; Ophiostomatales; Ophiostomataceae.